AUGUCUGACAUUCAAUUAUCACAAUAUAUACAAAGUUGUAUUAUAGAAAGAUGGUUUGGAUCAAACUUGCAUGGUGACAAGGACACCUUUCAAGGUAGGGUGUAUUGGUUUAUGAUGUAUAAUGGAGAGAAGAGAAGAUCUGUAGAACCAAUCGCCACAACUCGGAUAAUAGACGUCGCAUUGGUUUCAAAGUGGUGGUUAAAGGUUGUUAGACAGAGAUCAUCAGUCUAUUUUAGAGGUCAAUUGGACGCUUUAAUACUCGAAUCAAUACAUUCAAGUAGUCAUUCAAUCUACUCUUCAAACAAUAUUCAUACACUAAAAUGGUCACUUAAAGGACUAGAGAACUUUCGAGGAUCAACUCUCAACUAUUCAAAUCAAUUAAUGCAACUACUACCUCACCUACAAACCAUCAACCUUAGAUGUGAUGGUAAGGUGAAUGUACCAGUAAUGGAAGCACUCAAAUCAAUUCAACAGCAACAUCCUCAUAUAGUUAUCAACAUUGAGUUUGCUCUCAAUGGAGGUACUCACAACUUGGACGAAAAUAUCGAGUGGCCGCCAUCGUUGUAUGGGUUUACUCCCAACUCAGUGGCAUUGGGGACAAGCGAUUUCAAUCCAUAUAUAUUUUUUGAUGGCAGUGACUAUCCGAGUGAAUGUAUCAAUAUGUUCAAAGAUCUUCAACCACAAUCACUCAAUUUGUACACUGACGGCGUUACCUCUAAACAUAUCAAAUACUCAAAUGUUUUCAAGCACCUCACAUCAAUCAAACAUCUCAACAUUGGUUACGAUUUUGUAGAGUUGUCAGAAUUGAAACAUUUGGUUGAUGGCAAACAAUACAUGCACUUGGAAUCGUUAAAGGUCGAUUUAAUCACUAAUAUUUUUGAUGAUAACCCCGAUCAUCCAUUAGAUCCGAAUAGAUUAAACGCAUUUCAAUCGGCAUUUGAAUCAAUCUGGAGUGGUGGAGGUAACAGUAAGAUUGACUAUCUUGCUUUGAUAUACAUGCCAAAUGUCAUGUCUGCCAACCUAUGGAAUAAACUAUGUCAUGUCAAUUGUCGUAUCACCAAAUUACUAUUAAACAAUGGAACAGUGACCAAUGAAAUGGUUCCAUCACUCGCCAAUCUAAUUGCUACCAACACCACUAUUACAGUUCUAUCAAUUAGAGGUAACAAGUUAAGACAAUUGAACAAUGAAUUGGCUGAAGCAUUCAAACAAAACAAAACAAUCACCGUAUUGGAUAUUGGUUACAAUUUUUGCAAUGAUUAUCAAGAGGCCUCAUCUUUUUUCAAUGCCUUGUUGUGCAGUGAUACUGUCCAAUAUUUUUUCCUCAACAUCAAUCAAAAUCAUUAA
Molecule: messenger RNA, 1344 nt
Organism: Cavenderia fasciculata
Lineage: Eukaryota; Evosea; Eumycetozoa; Acytosteliales; Cavenderiaceae
Exons: 3
Coding region: 1-1344 (447 amino acids)
Source: RefSeq, a predicted model, not a curated record